AUUGGGUGAGUGAUUGGAUAAUUAGAAAUGGAAUCGGAGGAGGAUAUCGAUAUGCAAGACGCCAACAACGAAUCGGGUGACGAUGACUUCUACAGUGGCGGGGACGAUGAAGCUGCCUCUAUGGCACUUUAUGAUGACUCUGAUGCUGAUGUAGCUGAUUACGAGUUCAUCGACAACGAUUCUGAUGAUUCAGAUGUUCUCGUCUCUUAUCGUCAUCAGCAAAAUUAUACAAUUUUAAGCGAAGCAGAUAUUCGUCGGCGUCAAGAGGAUGACAUUAUGAGGAUAUCCACUGUGCUUUCUAUUUCAAAUGUUGAGGCCAGCAUCUUGCUGCGCUACUAUAAUUGGAGUGUGAGUAAAGUAAAUGAUGAAUGGUUUGGUGAUGAGGAGAAGGUACGCAAGGCUGUUGGCUUAUUGGAGAAGCCUGUAGUUAAAUUUCCAGAUGGGAAUGAAACAAAAUGGUGCCCUGCACCAGGUUGUGAUUAUGCUGUGGAUUUUGUUGUGGGUAGUGGAAGCUACGAUGUUACUUGUCGCUGCUCAUACAGCUUUUGCUGGAAUUGCACUGAGGAAGCUCAUCGACCUGUUGACUGUGGCACUGUGGCCAAGUGGAUAUUGAAAAACAGUGCAGAAUCUGAAAAUAUGAAUUGAGAUACAUGCAGGCUUUGCCUCGGUGCAUGGUCAGAACAUGGUGAGAGAACUGGUGGUUUUUAUGCUUGCAACCGUUAUGAGACAGCAAAGCAAGAGGGAGUGUAUGAUGAGGCUGAAAAACGAAGAGAGAUGGCUAAGAACUCGUUAGAGAGAUAUACACAUUAUUAUGAACGGUGGGCAACUAACCAAUCGUCUAGGCAAAAGGCAUUGACAGAUCUACAACAAAUGCAAACUGUGAAUCUAGAGAAGCUGAGCGACAUACAAUGCCAACCUGAGUCACAGUUAAAGUUCAUCACUGAAGCUUGGCUACAAAUAGUUGAAUGUAGGAGAGUUCUAAAAUGGACAUAUGCCUAUGGAUACUAUUUACCAGAGUAUGAACAUGCAAAGAGACAGUUUUUUGAAUACUUGCAAGGUGAAGCUGAGUCUGGCUUGGAACGACUUCAUCAAUGUGCAGAGAAGGAGCUACAAGUUUACCUCAGUGCAGAUGGCCCAUCAAAAGAUUUCAAUGAGUUCCGCACUAAACUUGCUGGGCUAACAAGUGUGACCCGAAACUACUUUGAGAAUUUGGUUCGAGCUCUUGAGAAUGGGCUGUCAGAUGUGGACUCUCAAGGUAACUGUAGCCGGACAGGGACCUCCAAGAGCAUGGGAGGUGGAAGCAGUAGUAAGGGAAGAGGUGGUAAGGGAAAAGGUUCAACAUCCAGAUCCAGUGGCACCAGAGGAAAUAAUAUUGAUGAUUCAACCCAUUGGUCCUGUGAAUACUGCACCUUUGCCAAUUUCAAGUCAGCCACUGUUUGUCAGAUGUGCCAGCAACGUCGGUAGAUCUCACCUCAUAUGCAACUUUAUCCGCCAGGAUGGGAACUUGGGAUUUUGUCAACUUUGCCUCCUUUGAUGUCUAGUUGUGAUGGCAUAAUCCAGAAAAAAAUGGAUCUUAACAUUUCCAUCAAAACCCAACUUGCAAUGGUAAAGAGAGUGGGAUUUGGGACGUGAGUGUGGUGAAGGGGGAAGAGAGUCCACUAAGUUUGCACUGUUGCAAUUUGAGAUUGUAUACAUUUCCUUUUGUUCAACCCCCCGACUUGUAUCUGGUACCACGACCCUUGCUGAUGUAUUAAUGUAAUGUGUAAUCUUAUGAUCAUUUAUUUAUGCUACAAAUUAUGUUUGUAGCAAAGCCUGAGUCUUUCAAGUGGGUUGUAAUGUAACAGCUAGCACGGAUUGUAGGCUGCACUGUUCCCCUAGUAAGAAUGAAAUAAGAAAACCUUU
Messenger RNA from Rubroshorea leprosula, 1902 nucleotides. Lineage: Eukaryota; Viridiplantae; Streptophyta; Magnoliopsida; Malvales; Dipterocarpaceae. The record is from the annotation of a GenBank genome assembly.